UGAAGCUUUUCUUCUCUCGUUUUUCUUUUUAACUCCACAAAUAUUUUUCAUAUUUACCUACCUAAAUAUUAUAACUAAACUUGUUAUUGCCCAGCUGUAAACAGAUAACCAAAUCAAAUUCCUAACAUGGGCAACCCGAAAGAAGCUGGAGAAGAGGAUGCGCCGCCACCACCGCCGUAUACCGCAAUCGACAGCAGCCAAGCGCCGCCCUACGCAGCCGCGUGCGGAAGCAGCCAAGCGCCGCCCGUCGCGGGCGCGAGCGCCAUCGCGGGAGUAAGAAAUCGGUUCCCGCAGUGCCUCAACGCGUACUUCGAGAAGAAGUUCAUGUCCAAGGUGUUCCACCUCGGGGAGCACGCCGAGACGCCGCUCUACGCCGUGACCAUGCACAGCGGGUGGUCGGGCAAGCCGCUGCUGGAGAUGCACGCGGGGCCGAGCGAGUCGGACCCCGUCGUCGCGACGGCGGGCCACGAGAGCCGGUGGAGCAGCGGCAAGCGCACCGUCAUCCAAGUAUUCCCCGACCCCGCCUCCGACCCCGGCGGACCCACCACCUCCGCGGGCGAAUCGAGCUCCGGCUCCGGCUCCGGGUCUGGGUCUGGGUCGCCGGGCGCAGCCAAAAAAACCGUCCACAUGACACAAAAGCACUCCUGGACGCGCCUGUGGCACGAGCUAUCCGUCGAGGUGGGCACGGGCAAAAAGGUGCGCGCGGAGGACUUCAAGUGGCGGCGGACGCGGGGGGAGGAGGUCAAGGAGCUGGACAAGUGGGGGCAAGGGUGGAAGCUGGUGCGGCUGAGCGGGACGGCGGCGGGGAAGAACGCGACGAGCGACGGCAAGGAGGUGGUGGCGGUGUGGACGGUGAACGGCAGCUGGAGCAUGAACAAGUUCUGCAAGUUCCAGUUCCUGGAGAGCGGGGCGACGGGCGUGCUGGGCGACGCGUUCGCGCUCGUCGCGCUCGUCAGCGGCUUGAAGAUCUGGUACCUCGAGUUCAUAGAGAGUACCGCUGCUAGCGCGGGCUGAAGAAUAGCAGUCUUUAUGGAGGUUAUUCCGAUGGCUAUCGGGUGUUUUGUAGGCACCUAGGUUAGGUAGGUUAGGGAGGUAUGGUUAUCCUGGAAAGGUUUGGGUUUGGAUAGGACGAAUAGUUGUUGGCUCAAUGUUAAUUAAUGUCUUUACUAUAUAGAUAGGUAGGUAGGUACCUAUUAAGUAUGCCACUUGAAUACUCCGUAUACUAUCCCAUCCAAGGAAAAAGGGAUCAUGAGAUAAGUUCAUUAGUAUAGGUUUACAUGGUUUUCUUAGAUUAUCUACCUAAUAUACCUACCUAGGUAUUUAGGUACCUACCAUUGAAAUUAAAUUGAGUCUGAGAUAACGUCCAUGAAGACUUUCUAGGCGCAGAUACGGCGUAUAAGUCUC
This is a messenger RNA of Daldinia caldariorum, 1404 nucleotides long. RefSeq lists its product as uncharacterized. The record is from RefSeq and is a predicted model, not a curated record. Bases 127 to 1014 code for a protein of 295 amino acids. Lineage: Eukaryota; Fungi; Ascomycota; Sordariomycetes; Xylariales; Hypoxylaceae. The transcript has 2 exons.